Molecule: messenger RNA, 1274 nt
Organism: Effrenium voratum
Lineage: Eukaryota; Dinophyceae; Suessiales; Symbiodiniaceae
Source: the annotation of a GenBank genome assembly
CUUGCCUCUGCCAUUUGCGAGCGCGCCAGGCAUGGUGGUGGCUCAGAUUGUGAAAGUCAGGAAUAACACGCUGAGGACCUUCAAUGUUACGCCCGGGGAUCUCUUCUACAAGACGAGCGUGGACGGUCAGCCGAUUGCAGAGGACUCGUUUAAGGUCCCCCCGGGCUUCGACCAGGUCACGGAGGGGCUGACGGUGCCCUGGCAGUCCGUUUCCACCACCGGUCUGGAGAUCACCGAGGCUUCAAGUGGCGCUUGCAUCAGAUGUGUGGUGGGGUCGGUGGAGACCGAAGGUGACAAUCGUGACUGGCUACAGUUCCGAAAUGCUGAUUGGGAACCCGUUGACGAGAACAGAUGGAUCCCGCUAGGCCAGCGGCACUUGCUAGGAGCUGUUGGUUCAGCGCAGGAUCUGGCCUUGACGUUUCGCGAUGGUCGCGACAAGAGCGAUCCAGAUCUUCCGUUCCGUAUCUCCGAGGUCAUCCACUUCGAAAACCCUAUGAAGGCGGCCUCACCGAAUACCGUAUUCCUCAACAUCUUCGACCUGGCGUCCUCUCUUUCCAUUCCGAACUCCAUGCUCUGUAACACCAUGUUCAACACCCUGGGCGCGUUCCAUGCGGCCAUCGAGGUUUAUGGAGAGGAGUGGGCGUUCUACCGCACGCCGAAUCCGACCUCCUGCGGUGUUUGCAAAAGCCUGAAGCCCCGGUACCACCCUGUGCAUGUCUACAGGCAGUCGGUGAAUCUGGGGAACACCAACCUCAAGGACUGGGAGGUGAGGUACUUGAUCCGAGGGAAGCUGGCGGCCAAGUGGCCCGGAGGCACCUACGAGCUCCUGAGACGGAACUGCAUCCACUUCUGCCAAGAGUUGGCUUUGGCGCUGGGUGUCAGCCCGGUUCCUGGCUGGGUGCGCGGCCUUCAUGAGACUGGUGCGAGCAUCUUCCAGAUGCCUUGGCCGCUGUCCGCAGUGCAUUCAGCGCUCUUUGGCAAGGCCAUCACCAAUGGCCGAGGCGAGGACGGAGAAGAUCAAGAUGCGACGUCGAACAUCGCUGCGACGGACGCGACCUUCACCUCGGCCACGAGCCUGGCGCGGGCUCCCUCAGCUCCCUCUGGCCUGGUGACGCACUGGCAGUCGCCAGGUCCCCGUCACAGCACUGGAUCUACUUGAGCUCGCAAAAGUUUGCACGCCGAUCGUGCAGGGCGAGAGAGAGAGAGAGAGAGAGAGAGAGAUGAAAUUCGUGUCACCCACCUUCCGAGAAAGAAAAGCUGAUGCCUUUUCGGUG